CCCACUCGCCACCCCUCAGCUCGUGUCUCCUUGUACGUUUCCGUGCGUAACAGCGGCUUCCUUCUGCAGCAGGCUACUGUGCAACAAGUUUGCAGGAGCUCUACUCAUCUAUCCGUGGCUGUCACCAUAAAGUACGCGAACGCAUCGUUGCAGUCUCUCUCUCUCUCAGACGCACGCACACAGCAGCACAGCAGGAGCAGCAGCAGCAGCAGCAGCGUGCCAUCCCUUUCGUGACUCCGCACCAGAUGCGGUUUACUCCCGGCGGCGCACAGUUGAAUGCGGGGGAUCGAGAAAACAAGAGGAGCGUUUAGUGUGUGGAAAAGACAUUUGAAGAGAGUGGAGAAAUGGAGAAAGAAGCGAAGCGACACUAUCGCACGACAGCGCUGAACAUCAUCUCGUCGUUAUGUUCAGUGGCGUCCAUCGCGUUCUGCGUCCAUCUGAGCAUCAGCGCGGCGGACAUCAGGAGCCGCGUUGUGGGUUUGGAGAGCGGGACGUCGGAGCGCACCUUCAUCCAGGUCCGCGGAUACUCCAUGGAGGAUUUCAAUUCUCUGGUGCAGCAGAGAGUGGAUGAGUUGCUUUCUCAGCGCUCUUACGAGAAUUUCGCCAAGAUCAGGACGGCAAGACAAGCCUCAGCUGACUGUAACUGCCCCCCAGGUAUGUCCGAUCCCUUUGUUCUCUCCCUCCUUUCAACAACAUUUUUACAAGAAAUCAGUAACAUACACACAACUGCGCUGAAGUUCUGGUCUUCAUUAGGAAGAAUGGCAUCUUACCACAAGUAAUAUAAACAACCAGAAAGCAGGGCGACUCUGGAGGUUCAUACAUGCAGAUUGCAAAAAAAAAAAAAAAAGAGUACGCUUUUGUCACAGUCAUUUAAUCUAACACUGAAAAAGAUGUCGAACACUCCAACCUUUAGUUUCAAUACAUUUAAAAGUGAGGAAAAAGAAAAUCCAAGAUGAAGAAAAUUGUUUUUCAGGGAACGGUAUCAUUUUGUCGGGCUGUUCUUUACCCUUAUCCGUUCUGCAGUUUCAAGAAAUUUACUGCAGAAAAAGACACUGGUGGUGGUGCAAUCCUCAUUUGUUAUAGUUACCCCUUUCAACAAAGUUUAGAGAAACUUUAUACAAGUUAAAAAGCAUAAUUGCUUUGCCAUCAGUUAUUAGUCAAAAUCAAUAUUUUUUUAUUUUCACAAAGUCCAAAAAAAAAAA
Molecule: messenger RNA, 1202 nt
Organism: Poecilia latipinna (sailfin molly)
Lineage: Eukaryota; Metazoa; Chordata; Actinopteri; Cyprinodontiformes; Poeciliidae
Product: collagen alpha-1(XXV) chain-like
Exons: 3
Coding region: 345-779 (144 amino acids)
Source: RefSeq, a predicted model, not a curated record